Molecule: messenger RNA, 6994 nt
Organism: Rhincodon typus (whale shark)
Lineage: Eukaryota; Metazoa; Chordata; Chondrichthyes; Orectolobiformes; Rhincodontidae
Gene: csrnp1b
Product: cysteine-serine-rich nuclear protein 1b
Exons: 5
Coding region: 514-2322 (602 amino acids)
Biological process (GO): regulation of transcription by RNA polymerase II
Cellular component (GO): nucleus
Molecular function (GO): sequence-specific DNA binding; DNA-binding transcription factor activity, RNA polymerase II-specific
Source: RefSeq, a predicted model, not a curated record
GGGGGGGGGAAGAAACGACUGAGUCACUUCACUGGGAGCCAGUCAGUGACGUAGCUCAAGCUGCCCCUCCGUCCCCUCCAGUCCGCUCGGAGCCACCGGAGCAGUAGCAGCUCCGCGCCGCCUGCUCCCUUGUCACUCGCUCCUCAGCAGCGGCAGCAACUCCGCCGCCGCCACCACCACCACCACUAAACCAGCCACUACCACCACUCACCCGCCCCCCACCACCACCACAGCGACUGGAGAGCAACCAGCUGCCGCUUCUCAACACCUCCAGUGUCUCCCCUAGUCAGGAAUCCUACACCAGCUCCCCACACAGCUCACUCACUCCUCCAGUUACCCUCAUCUGCCCAACAUGGGAAUAUAACGAUCAGCUUUUAUUUUAAUUCAAAAAAAAGAGGAAUUUCGACUCAAUUUUUUUUCUAGUCCCUGCCCUCAAUUCUCCUUCAAAUUAAUGGUGAUCAUCAAACCCUGAGAAUUCUCAAGAGCAGACCUGUGACCAAACUACAUUUUGCCAUGAGUGGAAUUCUGAAAAGGAAGUUUGAAGAAGUGGAGGAUGAUCCCUGUUACUCCUCAUCUUCACCAUCAUCCUCUUCCUCCUCCUCCUCUUCAUCAUCCUCCCCUGCUACUUCAUCUUGCUCAUUAUCCACCAGCUGGGACACGGAUGAUGACAGCUCCUGUGAUGAAACAUGGCCAACCAAAAAUAAAACAGCUUUCCCCUCAACACCAUUUACCCCUGUCCCCAUCCUGAAGAGAACUAAACGCAUGAGAAAGAACAACGUCCAAUUUGACCGUGUUGUCGUGUUCUAUUUUGCGCGGUGUCAGGGGUUCACUAGUGUUCCAAGUCAGGGAGGCUGCACACUAGGGAUGGCCAACAAGCACAGUUCAUGCAGGCAGUACACGCUCGCAGAGUUUGCCAAAGAGCAAGAGCUCAUUCGCUGGAAAAAAAUCAAAGAACUUUUGAAAGAACAGAAGCUGGAUUCGUUAAGACUGCAGUUGACAAAGAAUGGUACUGCUGACUCAGAACAAGCUGACCAGCUCACUGUGGAUGACAUCUUGGAUGAAGAUAUUGAUGUGAGUGAAGUGGAGCUUGACAGCAGCUUCUUUCCCCAGCCGUACCCAGCUAAGAAGAGGCACAUGCUACUGAAAGCGGCUGGAGUGAAGAAAAUCGACCGAGAGGAAAAGCGGGAGUUGAAUGCAAUCAGGAUGUCACGUGAGGACUGUGGUUGUGAUUGUAAGGGAUUCUGUGAACCAGAGACUUGUAGCUGUAGCCUAGCUGGAAUUAAAUGCCAAAUGGACCGGAUGUCUUUCCCCUGUGGUUGUACAAAGGAUGGUUGUGGUAACACAAUGGGGAGGAUAGAGUUCAACUCUGCCAGAGUGCAGACGCAUUUCAUCCACACCAUCAUGAAGCUGGACUUGGAGCAAAGACAAUCAAAUGGUGAAAAUAAGAAUGGAGAGUCAGACAUGGCACACUUGGAAAAUCCCCAGCACUAUGGAUACUCAGCAGACAAGGCCACGUUCCAGGACAGAAGUGCUUCCUUAAUGCCAGCCUUUCCUUUCAGUGAAGAGUCAGAUGACAGUGAGGAUAACAGCUGUAGCAGUGACAUGACUGACUCCAGUUUGUCAAAUUACAGCGAGGAGGUGGAUGAGGGAAGCAAUGACCACUUCUUGGAUAAUGCACCGCAGUCUCAUCAAACAGCAGACAUUGAUGACGACGGACUGACCCGAAUACUCCAUUUUAAUGAUUCUGAUAACGAGUGUGGUAAUGACGCUGACAACCAGGAUGGCUUCCCUUACUUUAACCCAUCUGAUUUUUUUUGUGAGACUGGUGACCAGCACUCUGGUGUGGAAAGCUUUAAAUUCAACACUGAGUACUAUACUAAUCACUUGCCCACCUUGGACGAGAAUGCCAAUCAGGAGGGAAGUUUUCCCCUGGGUGAUGUAGCUCCGACACAGAGCAGUAACCAUGUCUACCCACCUGCUCACUGCGUGGAGCAGGCUCCGAAAAGUUACACUGACCUCAGCCUUUCGACUGACUGCUUUGAAUUUUUCCAGUCGUUCUCAGAGUUCAACUAUGGAUCAUUUCACAAUCCACAGAAGGACCAUGAAAGCAUGGACAAUUGUCCAACGCUACAGUUUCAGUUCCCUGGCUUUCCCAGUUUCUCCCAGGCUGCUGACCCAGGUAGCUGUUUCCUAGAGUCUCUGAUUGGUCUGGCUGAGCCAAUCACAGCUGAUUCAUUCCCAGAGCCCCCUACACCUUUCCCAGACAGUCAGCAUCUUGAAGAAGCCAUCAAAACAUCCAUUAUGGAAACUGUGAAGGUUUAACUUCAGAUUAUUGAAGUGACUAGUUUCAAAUUUCUUUGUUUCUUUUCGAAGAUAAUUGACAGAUAUCUUUGUGAAAUGACUGAUGUAUUUGGGGGGAAGGGGAUGCAGAACUAAUUGAAAUCAUAAGUCAAGGAAUCAUUCUGCAGUAAUUAGCCUUCAGUUGUAUUAAUCGAGGAUCCAGUGAGGCUACAAAUGUCAAAAUGAUUCUUCAACUUGAAGAAGUGGGAGUGAUACUCCCAAGUAUCAAUUGGUAAUGUUUUGUAUGAAAGAGCUAUAUAUUGUUUAAAUCCAAAAGAUAAUUGGAUCUUGAGUGUGUUGUAAUAGUGAUGCAUCAAUGCCGAAUCUCGGUGGUAAUUUAGUGAAGAGCAACGCAGAGAUGACGACUUACUAAUUACACUUAAAGUGGAAAUGAAACAAGUCUAAAUCUGUUUGGCUUAUCAAUGGACAUCUGGCAGCUGAAAUCAUUUGUACAAUAAUGUCUUUGUGACCAAUCUAUUCAAAGAAUCAUGCUGUUUCCUUCAGCCCUGAUUACUAUCUUGUACUAUGUGAUUUUUCUUUUGCACCCCAGCUUGAAUUGUAAAAGCAACUACCCAUGCUAGGCUACAAUUCCAUGUUGCUGUUUGACCUUUGUAACCUCAUUCCAAUUCUGUAUUAGAUGAACCUGUGCAGUGGAUGACUGCCAGUUGGUUAAGCAGCCAAGCCUAAUGCCACAUUCUUACUCCAUUGCAGCUACACACCCUUGGGGUUUCAAGAUCACAGUUGAGUGGGUGCUGUAUCACAUACAGAUUGAAGCUUACGGGAGUGCCACUGUCAUUACCUUCAGCCUGAUCCAAUUAGCUGAAUGUAAAUCAGCCAAACAACCUGGAAUGCUCCUGGUGUUGAUGUUUCAAUAUUGUUAAAGUACAUUGUUCUAACGCCCCAUAAGGUAAUCCCCAUAAUCUUAUAUCGUGGUAUGUUUGAAGUAAGCCUUAUGGUUUAGUUAUAGUCAUUUAUAGCAGAUGAGUUAUUUUUCAAACUGUGAAACUUGCCCCUUUUAUCUCAACGGGAGCAAUAGUUGAGAUUAUCCAGUAAAAUUGACUAAUGAGAUUAAAUCGAGCUGUAGUUCUGGGACAAUGUAGCAUGUUUAAUGUAUUCAAAUAUUCCAAGAUCCUUCACAGUAGGAUUAUCAUUUAAAAUUUGACAGCCACAUAAGGACAUAAUCUAUAUUGAUCAGGUUGAUCUAUAUCUGUGUGAAAGAAGGAAGUCUUGAUUCUAAAGGAUGUUGCUGUAAGAAUAGGAGAGAGCAUGUUACAAAGGUUUAAGGAGAACAUUCUAGAGAUCGGAACCUAGAUAGCUGAAGGCAUAACUGAAAAUAAUUGGAUAAAGGAAAUUUGGAUGUUCAAAACUAGACUUGGAGGUGUUUACAGUUCUCAGAGGGUCAUAAGACUAUACAGUUACACAGGGAAACAUGAGACACAUGAAUGCCAGAAUAUGAUUUUUUUUGUAGUCAAGGUUUUGAACUCCCUUUGCUAAGCUUACAAUUAUGUGGCAGUUGUUUACAGUUUGGUCGGGAUUCUGGAAUCAAAGAUUGUAAUUUGACUCCAAGCUUCAAUUUUGGGACAUCGGUCAAAAAUAUACAUGACCGCACAUAAUGCAUGGAAUAUAUCCAUAUAUGCUAGUGACAUGCAUUGCCCAGGGCAUUAAUGCUGUGUUAAGCUUUACUGUAUUAGUUGACUUCCCAAGUAGGAACAUAUUUGAUCUCCUUUCUCCUUCUAGAAGUGCUUUUGAGUGCUCAACCUGGUGUUGCAUUCACUGGGUGUGUAAUAAUUGUACACAUCACUGGUAUGAACAGCGAGAGGAUUCUGUGCACACUUCUGCACACCAAAAUGGGCUCAAAUCUUUGCAUUCCUCAGAGAAGGGACAGCAGUACAAUUGUUAUGUAUUUAUUGCAUGUAGAUUGUACAUUUGAAAUUUGUGGACAAUAAUGGGCAAGUAGAAACAGAUCUGUCAGUACCUUCAUUUUAAAUAUAACUUUUCGCGGGUUCCAAUGAAAAUUUCUUCACUUGAUGACCUGGACCUUUCAGUCUCUCACCCAAAUGCUUUUCAUUUCCAGCACUUUUUUCCUUAGAUUUAGAAUUCUUUUUAAAUUACACACCUUACAAGAUAAAGAUUCUUUGAAUGGUAAAGGGUUAAUGCACAAAUUGACUAAAAUCACUAUGCAAAGUCUUAACCACAGCCGAGCCUAGCAAAUUGAACAGUAAUUUGUAAGUGCAAAGUACAUUGAUAAAGCCAACUUGAGACAAGGUCUUAAAUAGCAGGAAGUUAAUAAGUAACUUUUGUAAUACUGUACCUUAAGUAUUACAUGUGCAGUUUUUAUUUAUUUUGUACUGUAUUUAUUUAUUUUUGUACAUGCAGUACUGCAAGGAGCACUGUGGUUUAAUAAUGAAACAAUGGAAGUGCAAUACAGCCUUUCAGUAGCACUGGUCUUUCUCAUCAUUACACUGUUAUGGUAACUGUGUUUGCUCGAGCAGCGUUGUCACUAUCAGCUUGGUACCGAUAUGCUGGAGAAAAAUCAAAAAUUGCUUAUAACUGGCUACACAUUGCAGUUUUGGUCACACACUUUUUAAUUCCACACCUUUUUGCUUUAAUUUGUUACUUUACCAUGCAUCUGUUUUCACUAGCACCAGACAUGAAAACCGCCUGUAUUUCAUCCUCUCGUUUUUCAAAGCCUAGAAAUGUGAUUUCCACAUGAGCCAAGUUCAGAGGGACAAAAGCUCUGUCACUGUGUUGCCUGGGUGUUUCUUCAACUCAAAAGUUUGUCUAUCAAAUGUGAUCGCUAAAAAUCCUAGUGACAGCACUGCUCCUGUGUAUGUGAAACACUUUAUCGCAGGUUCUCGGCUUUUCUCCAAGAACUCUGCAAAAUGUUUUAAGAUUUGAAAAGUACCUUUUUGGUAAGAAAUCAUUUUUUAAAAACUAAGACGUGAAUUACACUCAAACAUUUAGUGUUUUAGGCUGUAUUUUGGAAUGAAGGUUUUAGCUCUGUAAAGGUGCUAGGGAUUUGAAACCUUUAAUUAUUUAAAAUUCCACAAAGUAGCUAAUUUUUUUUAAGCUUUACAAUUUAUAAUUUAUUGAAAUUCUGAGAGGGAGAGGCAUGCAUGGUUCAGCCCAGUGUCUAAUAUGCAGAGGAACUAUAAAUGUUUUUGUAGCAGAAGGGACACUGUUGAAUUAAUAACAAUGAAACCGAAAGAUGAAGAACCCAAAUUAGAAAGGAAUCAUGAAAUUAAAACUAUUAGAACUGAUCUAUUUUCUGAACAGCUGUUGGUGUUUUUGAAAAUAUAUUUGAUCUUUUCUUCCUAAUGUACAAACUAUCAAACAUUUGGAAGUCUAGUUGAUAUGAAAAAUGACUGCUAUUGCCUACAGACUCACUUCCCUUCUCAAGUCUUGAACAUGAAAAAAAUGAAUAUUGUAGAGAUUACUAUUAGUUCAAUCCCAACUAUUGGGAGUUUGUAUGAAAUUUCUGUUUUAAAUUAGUUAAUGCGCAUUAAAUAGCCCAGUGAGGAAUUUUGUAUGAUAAGCUAAUUGUCCAAAAAUAUAAUUUUGUAAUUUCUAUAUGUAUUCAUUAAGACCAGAAGUGAGAACUGUUAAAUAACACUCCCAUUUUAUUAUUAAGUUAUAAGCAAUUGCUUUUCGGCUUCGUUCCCAACUUGCACAACUAAUAGAGACCUGGUGACAAGCAAAAUAGGACUGGUGACCUUUUAUUGCCCGAAUUAUUUGAAUACUAUGACAUUGGGGAUCUUGAAAUUGUGGAAAAAUGUCCAAUUUCUCAUGGACAACAAACUUAAAAGGGACAGUAAUGAAUUCUGUUCAGGAAGAGGGCAGGACUCGAACGGUUGUGGUGGUCUGUUAGAGACCUCCAUGACCAGUAUUUGUGCUUCUUUUGUGAAGGAAUGUAGAUCAGCUUUGCAGAGAGAAAAAAAUUUCCAUCCUUUACUUAUUUGCAUUAAAAUACUUUAAAAUCCGAAAUGUAAAGAUUUUAUAGGUAUUUUUAUAAAAAACCAAAAAGGAGCUGAGCUAAUGGAGGAUCUUCCAUUGUGAUGUGUUAACUUGUGUGAACAAACUUAUUUAUUCCCUAAAAAUGUCACUUUACUUGGCUUAGGAUUAGCAGCUGAAUUGAUAUUUCAGGUUGGUUAGGGAGGAUCAGUUAGUCAAGUUAAUACUUUUGUUCUUCAGUCCUCUGAAGUUUCUCUGCAUAAACAACCUGGACCAAGCAAUAUGCAGCUGUACUGCCUUUAAAAAUUAAUUUAUUUUGGUUCCCUUUUCAGUUUUUUGGCAAAAAUUGAAAUCCAUUCAAAGGCACUAGAAAUCUGUAAAUAAGUUCAAUCUCACUCCAUUAUGAUUUUUUUUGCCUGUUUGUACAUAGAAAAAAAUGAAAGUUGGUAUUUAUUGCAAAACUGUUAAGAUAAUGUUAUGUAUUGAAUUGAUUUUUCUGUACAUCUCCCAUUUGCCUUUGAUAUGUAAAUAAUAUAUAUUCAGACUUCAGUAAUUUUGCAGAAUGGUACGAUGAUUUUUAAGAAAACACAUUUAGCUUAAUCUGUAAAAUAUGAUAAUGGAAUUAUGUGCUAUUCAUUUCAUCCAAGCUGUAUGAAGCCAUUUACAUCAUACUUUUAAAUAAUAAAAUUAUAUAUGCAAGAAA